GGGAGGGAGAGUUCCACACAUCAGAAAACCUAUCUUCAUCACCAUCACCGAAAGCGCAGAGAGCAGGCGGCUUUGGGAAAUCGAUUUUAUUGUGCUCGGGGUGACGGAGUGAUCAUUUGUGCUGGGGAUUGUACGUUUCAGUUGUGUUCUGGCGUAAAAUUCCGGUUCUUGAUUCCACACCAAUUUGGGUAGCGUGUGUAUGUGUCCGUGUGCGUGUGUGUGUUUGUAGUGCAACAGCGAAAAAUGGGAAAAUCUUGAAUCGCUCCCUUGUGCGGUGCUCAUUUUGUGAUGAACCCCCUCCCCCCCCCGGAUCAUCCCCUCCCGGAGACCUUUCAUUCAAAACAGCUGGAACGGUGAAAAACGGGAGUCUGCGUCCCGCGUGGCAAUCUGCGCACCAUUUCCUUGUUGAAUUUCUGCUCAUCCGUCCCACUGCGGAGGGAAAGUAAAUCGCUAUGGCCAGCGGCGAGUUUUGUGAUUUUCCACGAAGCCAGCUAGUUAGUUUAUCCUUUUAUUUUAAGCAUUAUGAAGGAGGGAAAAAAAGAUUUCCCUUCCCGUCCUGCCUUUCGUAGCUUGUCCCACAGAGGGCAAUAACGAGAGCAUAAAGUAUGCUGACCGGAGAGAAGAGGAAAAUUUGUACGAACCAGCCGUAAAGAGCUAGAGAGAGAGAGAGUCCAAGAACCCAACGCAUCAACGGCGACAACGAACGGCCGUGCUGAUGUACUCGAGAGCGCGCAGAAAAGCUUGUGCGUGGUAUUUUUCGAAGCGGAAGCUGGUUCCAUCAUCCAGCGUAAACCGGAACGGAGACAACCAUCCACAGAAACGCUAGGCAACAUCCUGCGAACGCACAGAAGCUCCCCCAUUCACAUGCGACAGCGAUCUGUACCCUUCCUUUUGGCCACGGGUUUCCCGUGGCGGGGUCUGAUGGUAGCAGCGUUCGUGGAAGACCGAGAAUGCAUCGGUUACAUUUUACACGUCAGAUUUUCGGAAUUUGAUUAACUCCAAACAUUUCGAAUAAUGUCCACCAGGAACAUGACGGGAAAAGCAUCUCGUGAAUGUUUAAAGAAACGAUAGAAUAGCAUAAUGUGUGUUGGUUGGUUUCGUUGUUCGGGAAAAUCUCUAUUCUGAAUCUUCUCUUCGUUUCCAUUUCUACACAUACAAACCAAACCACACACGCACACACAACCCGAUGUGAGAUUGAGUUAGGGUGUUGGAAAACAGAUUAGCAAAUUAUCGUUGUACAGUAGGCCACCACUGCCGUCCCGGUGACGUGCUUGUGACGUUGUGCGUGGUUUCUGCGCUCGGAUGAAAAGCGUUUGCCAAAAACAAGAGCAAAAAUAAGAUCAACACGUUUGUCAAUGCAUAUUUUACCACACAGGUGCAGAGGAAACUGCCACACGAGGUCGAAAUUACAUCUCCGCAAUUGUUUGUGAGCACCGAGAGUGCAGUUGAGAGUGAGCAGGGCGAAUAAUCCUGGGAGGUUGUAGCGAUUUUUCUUCGCCUAAAUUUCCACGCAUAUCUUGCGUGGCACUCGUGUGUAUGUGUGGGUGCGUUUUUCAAUGUGCUGGCCGUGAUAGCCUGGUGGUAUAUCAUCUAAAAAGGAACCUUGCCGUCCCGAUCCGCCCGCCCUACCCAUCAACGUGCACGGUUUGAAGUGUGACGCGUGUUUACCGCUGGCCGUGUGUGCGGCUGAAGAAAAGGUGCAUCAUUGCUCGGAGUGAAGAGAAAAGUGAAGAAAAAAACAACAACAACCAAAAGAGAGAGAGAUCAAAAAUUCUAUAUUUAUCGAAAGUGGACACAGUCGCAAGGUUUGUGUGCGUGUGUGUGUUAGUGCUAGUUGGUUUUUCCCCUUUUCAUGCCAGCGAUUGUGUUGUUGUGUCGUUGGCUGUGCUGCUGCUAGUGGCAACAUCAUCAUCAUAGGCGUCCUGCGAAAAACGGUGUGUGUACUCGCGCAGCGGGGCUUUCCACGCGCUGAUUCGCAGUAGGCGUGAGGGUGGCAGGAGCCACACAGAACACCACAGCCCUACAACACUACUACUGCCUGCUGGUUUCGCGAGAGCGUGUGCGAGCGAACCGGGAAAGUCCCUCGAUUGGUCGGCAGGAUAUCCGCCGGACUGAACAGCAAAGCCGGGCAGCUGCUGCCGGGCGUGGAACAUUUCGUUGGGAAACGGAUUCGCUACCACGGAGCUGGCCGGACCGACAUCACCAUCAAGCGGUGCGCUAUAAUGAAGAGGCGCAAUGCCGACUGUGGCAAAAUACGACGGCCCAUCAAGAAGAACAAAAUUGCGGAACAGAUUGGGAGCAACACCCUGCUCUACAUCAAAUUCCUACUAUUAUGGGCGUCCGUAAUAACAGCAGACUUUUUGCUCGAAUUCCGUUUUGAAUUCCUAUGGCCGUUCUGGCUGCUGCUUCGUUCGAUAUAUGAUUCCUACAAAUAUAAAGGAUUGGCAUUUUCGGUGCUGUUCGUCUGCAUAGCGGUGACAUCCGAUUUGGUAUGUCUAUUUUUCAUCCCCGUUCAGUGGCUAUUUUUUGCCGCCAGUACAUACGUUUGGGUCCAGUACGUCUGGCAUACAGAUAAAGGAAUCUGUUUGCCAACGAUAAUACUGUGGAUACUGUUUGUAUAUCUGGAGGCUGCCAUACGAUGGAAGGACAGUCGCAAUAUACCGCAUCUCAAUCUUUGCCGACCGUUCGCCGCUCAUUGCAUUGGCUAUCCGGUGGUGACGCUUGGGUUCGGUUUCAAGAGCUACGUAGGCUUCCGCAUACGGCAACGCAAGCAGCGCGAGGUAGCAAAGGACAACGACUUCUACAUGCAGUUGCUGCAGGAAGCACUGCCGAAGGAGGAAUCCAGGGCGCUAGAACCGCUGGCCGACGGGGCUACCGGGGCGGGCAGCGAGCAGCUGACGUCAACGAAGGAGCUCGUACCCGUAGCGACGUUGGGAAACAAUCAUAGUCUGAACAGUAGUAGCCACAGUGCUACGAGCAACCGAAGUGAUACAGGGCAGCAUCACCACCACAAUCACCAUAAUCACAAUCAUCACCACAAUAAUCACCAACAGCAGCAGCAGCAGCAGCAGCAUCAUGCAAGUCACAGUAAGAGUGCACAGAGCUCCAAAUCGUCCAGCAGUGGAUCCUCCUCGACGACGCAUGUGAAUGGGCACGUUAGCAGCGGUAGUUCGCCGUCCUCCUCGUCGACCAGUACGAUGAAUGGCGGUCUAAAUCACGCUUCACACCAACAGCAAGGCUCUUCCAAGCAUCGGAAAAGUUUGGACAAGGAUAGCAGCAGCAGCAGCAACAGCAGCGGCAGCAGCAAUGCGUCAUCCAAUUCAACCAGCACGUUUAAUGCUGGCAGUAAGAUGAAUGGUGGUAGCGGUGGCAGUGGAGGUAACUACUCCUAUCAUCAGACCACCACAUUCCAACAGAACGGUGGUAAUGCUAGCACCACCAGCAGUAGCUCCAGCGGCAGCAGUAGCACUGGUGGUGGUAGCGCCACACACAGUACAAAAGAAACCUCGAGCACGGGAAGUCGUGGCGGCGAUCAUAAUGGCAGCAUUCACUGCAACGGUGGAGCUGUGGCAAAGGAUGCAAAAGAUGGAUCCGGGCAGGGUCUCGCCGCUCGUAAAGAUUACGACAAGGAGACAACGAGCAACAGUAGCAGUGCGGCCGCCGUUUCGACCGGUUCGUCUUCUUCGAGCACCGCGAAACACUCCAAUCGUUCCAAAAGUCCAACCGAAAGCAGCACGCAUAGUGUUGCGGUGGGAAGCAGCAAAUCGAACAGUAACAAACAGAACGGCCACAUCAGUUCGCAAUACCAUCAGCCGGAGCUUGUACAGCAGGUGGCGUGUACGGAAGUAGCGACGGCUGGGUCCGAAUCGAAAGGGGGCGGUGGUCGUUCCGGGCGCAAAAAUCGGCUCAAGAAAGCUGCCGAGCAGCAGGCUCAACUGUCGGCAAUUGCUAAACUUUGUGCUACCCUGGCGCUGGCGUCCUCGGUGACCACGCUAACGACAGCGGGCGGAGCCACGUUGUCAUCCGGUGGUGGUGGCGACAAGGCAACAACCAUCACGUCAGCUUCGUACACCGGGGCUGGCAGUGUGCCGUCUGCCUCCGUUAAGGACAAUCACCAACACAAUAGCGAACAGGUGAAGGAAUCUGGCGAUGGCCGGUCUAGCAGCAGCAGUAGUGGCGCCAGAACAGCGAAAGCGACCCCAGCGGCGACAGGAUCGUCGUCUGGGCAAGCUUCAUCUGCUGGAGCAGCUCCGCCAGUUGCUACUACCGUGGUGGUGCAGAAGGUGUGCGAAUCGUGCCCACGGCUCGAAGGUGACCUAAAGAAGCUGCGGGCUGAACUGUCGACUCAUCGACAGACAGAGAAUGAGCUGCGUCAAAAGUAUGAUUCCAACACGGGCAACCUGAAAUCGUGUUUACAGGCUAAGCAGAAGGAAUACGAAGAACUACAGACCAGAUACCAAGAGCUUAGCAGCCAGCGGCAGCAGGAACGGCAAAAUUUGCAAACCGUUGAACGACGGCUGGGUGAAGAACGGCGCCACCGUCAAUCGCUCGAGGCUCAGCUCAACAAUGAGCGCAAGUACCGGAAGCAGGCCGAGGAGAAGGCGGCGCGCUCCGAGUGUGGCGAGUCGUGCAAGAUGAAAAAGCAACAGAUGGAAAUGGAAAUCGACAAGCUGCAGCACGAAGUGAUAAACGCGGAGGAGGGCAAGCUGAUGGCCGAAAAGCAGGCUCGCAACUAUGAGCAGGAGAUGAGAAAGUACGAGCUACAGCUGCGAAGCCGUGAAUCGCAACCCAACACAGAAGUGCUGAUCAGCGCUUUGGCCGUGAUGCGGGAAAAGAACGAAACGCUGGAGAAGAACCUGUCGGCCGAAACGAGAGUUAAGCUGGACUUAUUCUCAGCCCUCGGGGGCACCAGGCGAGAGGUGGAAAUUCUCACCUGUUCCCUGCGAUCGAAGGAAAAGGAAAUACUCGAUCUUAAUGCAAAAAUCGUGCAGCUCGUGGCGGUUAUGCCGAACGAUGCCCUCGGACUGACCAGCCAUGGUGGGGGAGGUGGAACGGACGGUUCGUCGAUGAUGCGAUUGGCCGACGCACCGCAGCUUCUGCCGCAAUCGCUGUCGAGCGGGCAUCUCAACGGGAUGGGCCCGGUUAGCAGCGGUGGAGCUGGGGGAGGUGGUGUUGCUGGAGGUACAGGCGGGGGAGGCGGUAUGCAUCAAAGCAGUCAGCAGCAGCAGCAGCAGCAACAGCAGCAACAGCAGCAUCAGCAACAACAACAGCAGCAGCAGCAACAACCAAGCCCAUUGUCGCACAUGGUGGUGCAGAACGGACCAUCGUUCUGCAGUCAAUUAGGUAGCCUCGGGGUGCUAACAUCCACGAUGGCGACGCUGCCCUCGUCGUCGGUGCUGGCCGGUUCGAACUCGAGUUCGGCGAACAAUGGCUGCGGCGUCGUCCACCCGUCGUCCGGUACUGUCUGCGUCGGUUUGCCAUCGCUGGGGGGCCCUGGCAGUGGCAACAAUGGAGGACAAAUAGUACAAAUUCAAAACGCAAACAAUGGUGGCGCCAACGGCGGCAACUGUCCCUCCAGUCUCGAUCCGAACGCGACGAUUUACACGCCGAAGAACAACGGCAUGGUCGGCGGCACCGAAGCCUGACCGCAUGAGUUAUCGUUUUUCCCGCCCGGCAAUGUCACCUUUUCAGCGCUCCCAUCGGCGUCCUCGCUAGCGCUGUUUGUCAGCCUGGACAGCAGCGCUGGUGGCACCAUUAGCACCACUGCUACAUCCACUGCUAACGCCAGUGCAACAAAUCCAACUA
This is a messenger RNA of Anopheles merus, 5805 nucleotides long. RefSeq names its product macoilin-2. Gene Ontology annotation, molecular function: microtubule binding. Gene Ontology annotation, cellular component: nuclear membrane; rough endoplasmic reticulum membrane. The transcript has 9 exons. The coding region runs from base 2223 to 5645 and encodes 1140 amino acids. Lineage: Eukaryota; Metazoa; Arthropoda; Insecta; Diptera; Culicidae. Gene Ontology annotation, biological process: neuronal signal transduction; chemotaxis. The record is from RefSeq and is a predicted model, not a curated record.